AUGCCUGGUAUCGCGUCGGAGCCGUUCUUCGGUUGCAAGCGCAACGUCGAUACGGGCGAGGUUGUCCCGGCGGAGCUGAUGGAAGGUAAGCCGCAGUGCUGGGUGCACGGCACGUACUUCUCGCGCGUGAACAAGCUCAUCACGCGCACGGAGGAAUGUUCCCGCCGCGAGAGCUCUGGCGCGCUGUUCGACCAGUUGGAGCUCAAGUCGAACCCGCGCGGAACGCUGAGCGCGUUUAUCGCGAAAUACCCUUCGACGGUGUCGACGCUGCUGUCGCUGCCGGACUGCGACUUCUUCCUGGAGCUGUGCCGCACGGGUGGAAAGCCGGUGAACUUCGUGCCUGCGAUCACCAAGGACUUCAAGACGUGGUUCAAGAAGGCCUCUAUCACGGUGGUGGAUGAGCCCGUGGCGGACAUCCUGGGAGGCAUCAACUCGGGCUUCAUCAACGUUGUCAAGGAGAGCAGCGCGAUUUCUGCCGCGUCGGUUGCGGCUACCAAGCAGACUGUGGACAUCGCUGGAGUUGAGUGGCUUGCGGCGCUCGCCGCGUCCGUGAGCGACAAGGACUGGCUGAAGGCGCUCAUCUCGUCGACCCACGUCGUGAAGGAGAAGAAGUGGCUUGUGAACCCGGCUAAGUACGUGAUCGACGCUGCCGGCAUUCGCGUGUUCGACAGAUCGAUCGACAUUUCUGGCCCCGUGAUCGAGAUCGCGAAGAAGGGCACAGCGAGUGCCGUUGUGGUGAAUGAGGUUUGCCCAGCAGUGGCCGAGCUGAAAGUCGGCAUCGUGUCGAUGGAGAUGACGUUCCAGCACCACCCUGAGCUGUUGUGCUCAAUCCACGCUAAGGGCAGCGGCUUCAUCGACAUGGCGAUGGCCAUCGAGGACAAGAAAGAGGAUUCGUGUGAGGCUGCGUGCGCGGAGAGCUCGUACCUGCCCAAGGUCGACAGUCAGGACGACGCCGCACGUUGGGUCAAGGGCCUUCUGCGCAGCGAGCACAUGGACGCCGAGAGCGACGCGUCCAGCGAGUACGGCGGCCGACGACCCCGAGGCACGUCCUCGGACUCGGGCGGUCGGCGCUCGUCCCUGUCCUUGUCGUACGUCGAGACGCAGAAUCCCGUGGUCCCCAACGCCAACGCCCUCGCGCGGCUCUCGCUGUCGCACGCCGACGCCCCGAAUCCCGAUGUGCCGAACGCCAACCUGAUCGCCCGUGCGUUGUUCUCCCAUCCCAAUCCAGUGGUCCCGAGUGCCAACAACACUGCCGCUACUGCUGCAGCUGGACCAAAGUAUCCGAUGGUGAAUUCCAACCAACAGGUCACGGGGGCGACGGUGACGACGACUGCCGCUGGAAAACCGCAGGACGAUGAGAAUCCAGCUGCGAAGGCGCCGUGCUGCCACCGCCAGAAGCCAGCGCAGUCAGCCAUGGGCAGCUCCGAUGAGGACGAGCGCAAGAAGCGCAGCAUCAACGAGAUGUUCGGCGACGAGGACUCGGACGACUCUGGCGACGAGCAGAAGCCCGUGAAGCGCGAGGCGUCGCCGCCCCCCAAGCGUCGCCGCGACGACGGAGACGAGUUCGACUCGGGCGAGGAGGCUGUGGCCACCAAAGAGGAUGACGACUUCAUCGACAGGGGCGACGACCUGGCCGACGUGUUGGGCGAGUACGACGACGACCGCCAGCAGUUCGACGACGAGCGGCCGCUCGGGGGCGAGCCCGAGCAGACGCAGCAGCACAAGGACGACUUCUUCGACCGGACCCUCAAGUCCCUUAAGACGGACCGCUCCCGCACCAAGCUCAGUCUGUCGCCGCAGGAGAUGGAGCAGAUCACGCAGGAGGUGCUCUACCGCAUGGACAAGGCCUACGCGGACGACCUGGCCAGCAUCGCCGAGCGCCGCCCGGCCCUGGAGAAGAUCAAGUUCGUGGACAGCGCUCUCCAUCCCAUGCUGCUGGACCUCGACCUGCUCACGAUCGUGAAGAAGUGGAUUCAGCCGCUGGAGGACGGCUCGCUGCCGAAUGUCGGCCUGCGUACCAAGAUGCUUCAGAUGGUCAGCAAGAUGACAGUGGUCUUGGUAACUUUCACGGCCGACUUCAGCAUCACGAAGGAGGAUAUCGUGGCGUACCGUGCCGCACUGGGUCUCAGCGUGGAUAAGGUGGGCGCCCCCACCGACUUCUUUACGAUCGUGUCGUGGCGUCCGCUGAUCAAGUCGGUGUUCACGAAGGAGGUGAAGGGCAACUUGAUGGACCUGGUGCACCUGAACCACUCGCACAGACUGCUGCCAUCCCGCAAGAUGUCCGCGACGUUCAUUCCUGGCGACGACAUCCCGAGCACGUCGAAUGUCAGCGGUCUGCACAUCACGGUGGGCGAUCAACUGGAGGAGGUGCUGGAGCCGCUGGUGGAGCUGCACGGCGAGUUCCUGAUCCGUGGCUCGUUCAAUGAGGAUGUGGAGAUCCUGAAGCUGAAGUCGUGGCCGAAGCUGGCUUCCGAGGCAUCGGUGAGCGUCGGUGACAACCUGUCGUUCGAGCUGACGACGAAGAAGCAGUACGCGUUGAUCAACUCGCUGAGCUCUGUGGAAGUGUCGGGUGUGCUGUGCCGUGAGGAGGCUGGCUCGAAGGUGGAGAUCGGCACGGUUGAGCUCAAGAGCAACGAGGUGAACGAGAGCCCCGGGGUGGCGUUCCUGCGCCAGGUGCAGCCGGCGGACGCGAAUGCCGGUGGCAUGUUUGCGAACGGUGGCUCGCACGUGCCAGAGAGCCCCGUGGCUUCGCGCAACCUCAACCCGAUUCACCGCUCGAAGUACGCUGCCAUCCUGGGCCACCUGCGGAAGGGCAAGCCGAUCAUGCACGGUCUAGCUUCUGUCCGCUUCGACAGCAACGUCGUUGACUACGACGUGAACUUCGACGGCAUGGUGUACCCGGACGAGAAGCUGUUCAUGCAGGCGCGCCACAUCGGCCUCGACGACGGCAAGAAGGUUCUGUCGGUGGAGGUUGUGAACGGUUCCGGCGAGGACGUGGUUAGUACGCGUGCUGUGAUGAAGCAGGCGCCGAUGGCGUUUGUGUUCCCUGGACAGGGCUCUGCCGCGGUGAACAUGGGCAUGGACCGCUACCAGGAGUCCUCAGUUGCUUGCGAGAUCUGGAACCGUGGUGAUAUGGUGCACAAGAACCCGAAGUCCAUUAUGGUGCACUUUGGCGUCCCUGGGCGAGUACGCUGGUUUUUGAACUCCUUCGUGGAAGCGCUAUCCGUGGAAGCACUCAUGGAUCUAGUAUUCCUGCGUGCAAUCAUCAUGCAGAAGGCUGUAAAGCGAGGUCAUGUGGACGGCAUCGAGGCUGCUUCGGGUAAGCUCCUGCAGAUUGUGAACUUCAACAUCCAGCAGCGCCAGUACGUGGUUGCUGGUGAGAACGUGAACUUGCAGACGCUGUCGCUGGCGUUGGCUGCGUUCAAGGCCUUGAAGUCGACCGCUCCGGUGGAGGAGGAAGAGGUGAUCGCAGAGUCGCUGGCGCAGGCUCGCGCUCGCAAAGAGAAGUGCGAGCAGAGUGGGCGUCCGUUUACGCUGUCCCGAGACCUGGCGACGACCCCGCUGGUUGGUAUUGACGUGCCGUUCCACUCGCGCGAGCUGCUGGGCGGCGUGCCGUCGUUCCGGGCGAUGCUGCGCACGAAGUUCGACCCGUGGGUGCUGGAGCGCCAGCUGUCGCUUCUGGUGAAUCGGUACAUCCCGAACCCGGUGGCCACUCCGUUCUCGCUGGAGCGAUCGUAUUUCGAGGAGGUGUACCAGGCGACGAAGAGUCCGUUCUUGGCGGAGGUGCUCGACCCGAUGCAGUUGCAGUUGACGACGAAGGCCCAGCCCGCGCACCUUCUGGUGGUGGAGCUGCUGGCGUACCAGUUUGCGGUGCCUGUGCAGUGGAUCAAGACGCAGGCGCUGCUGUUCUCAUAG
Phytophthora sojae is the source of this 3915-nucleotide messenger RNA. RefSeq lists its product as hypothetical. NCBI's taxonomy places the organism in Eukaryota, Oomycota, Peronosporomycetes, Peronosporales, Peronosporaceae. The coding region runs from base 1 to 3915 and encodes 1304 amino acids. Gene Ontology annotation, molecular function: enoyl-[acyl-carrier-protein] reductase (NADH) activity; transferase activity. The record is from RefSeq and is a predicted model, not a curated record. Gene Ontology annotation, biological process: poly(A)+ mRNA export from nucleus. Gene Ontology annotation, cellular component: nucleus. The transcript is spliced from 20 exons.